AUGAAAAUUCACAGCAAACAGAGGCCCUACAAGUGUAGCCAAUGUAGCAAGUGCUUUAAACAAGCAUCAGUUUUAUACAAUCACCUCAGGGUACACAACGAUGAGAGACCCUACAAGUGUAGCCAAUGUAACAAGUGCUUUAAACAAGCAACAGGUUUAUACAAUCACCUCAGCGUACACAGUGAUGAGAGACCCUACAAGUGUAGCCAAUGUAACAAGUGCUUUAAACAGGUCACUAGCUUAAACCAGCACCUCAGAAUACACAGUGAUGAGAGACCCUACAAGUGUGCCCAGUGUAACAAAUAUUUCCGACAAUCAUCUCACUUACAAAACCAUCUGCGGAUACACAGAGGAGAAAAAUCCUACAAAUGUGCUCAGUGUGACAAGUGUUUCCCUAGGUCAUCAGUUUGGAAAGAGCACAUGUUAAUACAUACUAAUGAAAAGCCGUUCAAAUGUACUCGAUGUAAAAAAUGUUUCCGACACUCAUCUCACUUGCAAGUCCAUCUGCGGAUACACAUUGGAGAAAAACCCUUCAAAUGUAUUCAGUGUGACAAGUGUUUCAGACAAUCAUCAGAUUUAAAAAAACACUUGUUAAUACAUAAUAAGGAAAGGCCCUUCAAAUGUACUCGGUGUAAAAAAUGUUUCAGAAAGUCUUCUCACUUGCAAGACCAUUUGCGGAUACACAGUGGAGAAAGACCCUUCAAGUGUACUCAGUGUGAAAAAUGUUUCACCCGGAAACAGACACUGUUUUAUCACAAAAGAAAAUACCAUUCUGAUUCACCGCACGAAUGUGAAUCAUGCGGUAAAUCUUUCACUGAUGACAAUGCUUUGAAGAGGCACGAUUGCGAGAAACGAUCUGCUAGAGACAAAGAAAGAUUCACUUGCUGGAUGUGUGAUGAAUACUGCUACGAUCAUUGUGGAUAUCUUUAUCACAUGUAUAAACACAUGCAAGGAUAAAUGGAGUGACAAAUGGUGUCUAUACAGAGAGCCUCAAAAAAUAAACAACAGUACUUUACCAGGCAAUGCAUGGGGUGCUUUUGGAAAAUGGCUUAUGAGCAGUGGUACAAAUGCUGCGGGUUCGCGAGUUACUGUUCAGUUUCAGUUCGUCCAUGCAGUUUUGCACACAUUUGUAGCCGAAUAAUUCUUGGUUUGGUUGUAGUUUCAGUUUGGUCUAUUGAACAUGCCUUUUUACGGCCAUGAUUCAGUCAACACAGAUAUGCGGUUUAUAAUGGUUAGAUAACGCUUCAUGACGAUGGUGGAUGCAAUGAUAUGAUCACAACAUAAUUAGCAAUACUCACACCACUACACGUUAUUAAUUAGUUUCUAUGUGAGUUGGGAUAUGUAAUUGCGGUAUGGAACUUUGUAAGAUUUGAAUCUUAAUUCAAAGUCACUCAAUGAUGAUAAUUUUGAUUUGUUCAAUUUGUUGGAAUUUUUUGACCGGUGCGGCCUCACUUUUACGUUGAAUCACGUGUUAAGACCUGAAUUAUGCAAAUUUAUUCACAGUUUGUGUGGUAAAAGCCAGGAGCCUGACUACGCGCCUUUGAAAAGAGACAUUCCAAUGCUGAUACUCGCAACGGUUCCGUGUAAAAUGAUUGCACAGGUUUAAACUCCUCCGUUAAAAAAUUGUCCAGACAUUUCAUUUACGUUGUUCAUUGAAGUUGCUGAAUAUUGUAUUGUUCCUGUUGCGUGCUUAAAAAUAAAGUACACAGUUAAGUAUGUGUACCCUUGUUACGUUGCUUAAGACUAGGGGGGACAGGGUGGGGUCCAAAUCUCCCGCCCUCCGUACCUUGCAUUCCUGGAUCCUGUCCCUUUUUUUCUCGGCAUUUUCCAUUUGCCUCAUUUUCGACCCCGAGAUGUGAAGCAUUGUUGCGCAAUCAUUUCCUCCUUAUUUAUCCCCUUCACACCUUUUUAUGAACUAGAAAUAACGGAAGCAAGUUUUGUACGUGGGCUUGGAGGUCGAUGUGAUAGCUGCCCCAAAUUAUGGAAUCUACCAGUUCUAUCAGUCUCUUAAAACCAAGAACGCGUCUCUUCGAUAUAUUUUUUUCUUAGUUGUAAAUCGCCACAUGUAUCCAGUCUUUAAUGGGAUUCCGGGCUCCUUGAGCUGUAUUCCGUUUUCCAAAGACCAGUUCCGGAUUCCACAAUGAUACCCUGGAUUCCAGAAUUCCUAUUCCUCUACAUGGGGUGAUAAAAGAAGUCAUCGUGCAAAACUGCAAACGGUUUAAUGCGUUGAAAAGAAACAAAAUGGAUGGAAAUCUACCAAAACACAACCUACAAACAUUGUUGAGAUGGUUUUUGCCCAAGUCUCUCAUUGAAUGUUUCUGACAUGUGGGACGCCUUGCCCCCUAAAUAUUUCGAGGCUACAAGUAAGCUGACCAAUUACAAUGCCUAUAUGUAUUUUUAAUCACAAAAGUGACCUUUUCGUUAGCACACGUAAAAAUAGCGCCUUCUUUGCAGCAACAACUGUUGCUCAAUGCUUUAAAAAUAAAUUUUGCACUGUUUAAGACGGUUUUCAAGUUCCUAGCGUCACCUCACCAGAACUCAAUAAAAAAGGGAAGAAUUUCCUUUGUUUGAAAUCCUAGCUCCAAAAUUGUUUUCGGCAAAAGAGUUAGGCUUGCUUACAUCAUAGUUUAUUUCUUUUGCCCUCUGAAGAACAAUGGGUGGCGGUUGAUCAUGUUUUAUUUCUUAGAAUAAAGUUGAAUUACACAAUAAUUUAUAGAGCGAUCCGGCUCCAGUUUUCUCCAUGUUGAGCGGCAUUUUUAGUGUGGUAUAAAUCACAAUAAACAUACUCUUACAUACACUGGUACGCAAGGAAUUCACUUGUUCAAUACUUAAUGGAUUUGCCUCCUUCAGCCGUAUUGUUGCUAGUCUCCCUCGCAACCGUUUAAGUAUCGUCACGUAACGCUCCUCUCACAUGCGUUGCGUGACGAUACUAAAAACAACUGCGAGGGAGACUACAUUGUUGUUGUGUCUGCAAGGAUUGUAGAAUGACGUUACAAGUUUAUAAGAUGAAAGGUAGGCUUUUGUACAUUAUGCUUUUGUUUCCCCACUAAAAUGCUUCACCUUAACGCUCCAUUUCUCCCACUGAAAUGCUCGGUGUCCCCAAAAAAGUCACUAAAAUGCUUGGAUAAUGCUCAUUAUUUAAACGCUUUUUUUUAUUAAUUUACUCUUGAGUCUUGAAAGGUAAAACCGCUGACUUGUCCUCAGUCUCCACUCAGCUGUAUUAGGUUUUUUCGUGAAUUUUGAGUUUUAGUCUUCAUUUUCAUUGAAAAAAGCAGGAGCCCAUGGCCAUGGGCUCCUGAAAAAAGUUAAUUUCUAUUUUAUUUUCUCUCAAAAACUUAAUUUUCCGGGAAAAUGCCACUAAAAUGCUCGAAUAAUGCUCAAUGCUUUUGCCUCAAAAUGCUCGAAAAAAUGCUAGCAUAAUGUACAAAAGCCUAAUGAAAGGGCCUGGGCACAAGGAUCGGGCAAAUCCGCCAUUUUGUUUUCAUCGUUGGUCACAUUGCGAUGCACGCUUGUAUUCAAUCGAUUAUCUGCAUUGGGGAGACUUUGCGGAACUGAAGGAAAUUACGGUAAGUAUUAACCGUUUUGUGUUUCUUCCAUUUUACAGCUGAUUUUAAUAUGUGAGAACUGAAUGUUUCCAGAAGUGACCCCAAGGAGUGACCCCAUGACCAAACGCUAACAUUUUUCUAAGCGAACGGGGCGGCAGCAACUCAGUUUUUUCUCUGAUCACGAUUACCGCUCACUGUUUUCCCCUGGGACAAAAAAAACAACGUUUUUUGCCGAUAAGGGUUAGGACCAGGAGCUACAAUGUUUAUUUAACUGGAGUACGGUGACUGAGGUGUAUUUUGACCCGUGGAAUGUUGCAUGUAAACUGACACCUAAAAAAACACUCCUAUUACUAAAGCGAUAGGUAGCGUGUUUCGUAUGUUUGUCUACUAGCAAAACACAUGUUCAACAGUUACAUCACGGACAGCAUCGACGUACUGCAGAUCAAUGAUUCAUAAUACAUUAUAGAUCAACAAAAGAGCAUCGGAGCUGGACAGUCGACUGUAUCAUAUUGACUAACAAGGGUCAAAAAAAUAUCUAAAUAGUUCCAGUAAAUAUUAUUUUACCAUCAUAUCAUUGGCUAUACAUUUGUCCUGGUUUAUUUUUAACUGAAAAUUCGUCUGUUUGUCAUCAAAUUCGUUCUCCGAUCUUACCUGUGCCAUUUCAGGAAUGGUAUUUUGUGGAGUUUGUCAGUGUUACCUCCAGGUGCAAAGCUCGACAUAAUGCUACUUAAAUCAGCUAGAAAAGGCAAGGUAAUUUUAAUUUUUAGACUUCAUUUAUUCUGAUCGAUUCACUGAUACAAGCUUUGGAUAUUGCUGGUUUUCAGUAUCACGCCAUUCAAAAUAGAUCAAAAUAAAAAUCAAAACCGUUCGAUUAACAAAGUCCAGAAUCUGGGAAAUGAAAGAAGGUAAAUAUGCAAAGACCCUCGCCAAGAUUCAGGUCAGAGGAAUAUUUCGUAUACGAGAUAUCGGAAGAAAUGUUUUAUCCAAAUUUAUAGAGAUUUGUAUGGAGACGCCAUGCUGGUGCUCAUCCGGAUGGGCACCAACAUGGUGGACGGAAACUAACAGAAACAUCUGUUAGCGAGUUUUGCUACAAAAGCGUGAAUUUAUUCUUCGAGGAACUCACAAACAUUACAAGUAAUACUUUUCUAAUGCAUAAACUGUUUAGAUAGCAAAAUUCCCUGAAAUAAGUCAUUUUUUAAUCUACAUGACAUCUCUCUUGGCCGUUAUGUAAAUGACGCGUCACGCAAAAGCUUAGGAAUUCAAGCGUACUCCAUCACAAAACCAACAACUCUUUUGAAGCGAAAAUUUGUAUGAAAAUUAGUUUUCCGCUGCUCUAAUACAUCGUGAAAGUAAAAUCUCGGAAGGAUCGAUAGUUUGUAGUUUGAAUUUUAGUGACAUCAGGUGAAAACCAACAAUAGCCACACCUGAGAACAGGAUAUCGAAUUUGAUGAGAAUCAAACUAAGAAAAUUGUAGUUAAAAAUUAACCAGGAUAAAUUGAAAGAGGAUGAUAUAAUGGAAAAGGAAUAUUUGUUUGAAACUAUUAGAAAUUGUUAUUUUUUUUAGCUCUUACAGUCAAAUACUCAUAUAGUUGACUCUCCAGCUUCGAAAAAUGCGACAUUUUGUAAGAUAACCCAAACAACCAACCGGUACAAAGAACCCACACAAAAAAUUUCGCCAGUAAAACCUCAAGCAAAACGUUCCUUUUUCUUGCUUUUUAAAUGUUAGACAUGGCCGCGGAGAAGAGGACUCGAAGAAAGUCAUUCAAGUGCAGUACCUGUAAAAAGGCUUUUAAUACAAAGUCAGCUCUAAAUGUGCACAUGAAAAUUCACAGUGAACAGAGGCCCUACAAGUGUAGCCAAUGUAACAAGUGCUUUAAACAAACACAAGGUUUAUACUAUCACCUCAGAGUACACAGUGGUGAAAGGCCCUACAAGUGUACUCGGUGUAAAAAAUGUUUCCGACAAUCAUGUCACUUACAAGACCAUCUGCGGGUACACAGUGGAGAAAGACCCUUCAAGUGUACUCGGUGUAAAAAGUGUUUCCGAUGCUCAUCCACCUUGCAAGACCAUCUGCGGAUACACAGUGGAGAAAAACCCUACAAAUGUACUCAGUGUAAAAAGUGUUUCAGACAAUCAGGAGAUUUGAAAAGGCACUUGUUGAUACAUAACAAUCAAAGGCCCUUCAAAUGUCCUCGGUGCAAAAAAUGUUUCCGAACGUCAUAUCACUUGCAACGCCAUCUGCGGAUACACAGUGGAGAAAAACCCUACAAAUGUACUCAGUGUGACAAGUGUUUCAGAUGGUCAACAGAUUUGAAAAGACACUUGUUAAUACAUACUAAUGAAAGGCCCUUCAAAUGUACUCAGUGUGACAAGUGUUUCAGAUGGUCAACAGAUUUGAAAAGACACUUGUUAAUACAUACUAAUGAAAGGCCCUUCAAAUGUACUCAGUGUGACAAGUGUUUCAGACGGUCAUCAGAUUUGAAAAGACACUUGUUAAUACAUACUAAUGAAAGGCCCUUCAAAUGUACUCAGUGUGAAAAAUGUUUCCGACUAUCAUCUCACCUCCAAGACCAUUUGCGGAUACACAGUGGAGAAAGACCCUUCCAGUGUACUCAGUGUGAAAAAUGUUUCACCCGGAAACAGACAUUGUUUUAUCACAAAAGAAAAUUCCAUUCUGAUUCACCGCACGAAUGU
This is a messenger RNA of Porites lobata, 6239 nucleotides long. NCBI's taxonomy places the organism in Eukaryota, Metazoa, Cnidaria, Anthozoa, Scleractinia, Poritidae. The record is from the annotation of a GenBank genome assembly.